GGAAGAUUUACAAGGGAAGCCACUCUCAAUUUCUAAGAAAUAUGAACGAGUUUGAAACAGUCUGAAACAACUCAGUUGAACUCCGUGCCGUUAAGUCAUUACUUUUAAAUUCAAAACCAAAUUAAAACACAAAUUCACUGUUUCUAAAAUCUAUAGAUUAUAGAUUCUGAUCUAGACAUCUAGAUCUUCUAGUUUAGUAGGCCUACAACAUUCAUUAUAAAAAAUAAAUAAAGUUGUUUUAACAUUGUAUUGUUAACAAGAUGGUCAAAUCAAUCCUUGCUUGUGGACUACAAGAAUGUUUGAGUAAAGAAUGGAUGGGAGAUAACUUCAGUGACUUUAGAGUUGUGGUUGAUGGCUCACAGUAUUUCUGUCACAAGUUUAUUCUAAGUGCCUGCUCAACUUUCUUUAAGACUUUGUUGAGUUCGGAUUUCAGAGAAAAGAAAGAAGAAUGUGUUGAGUUAAAGAACAUGAGUAAAGAGACUUUUGAUGUUAUAAUCAAUGCAAUUUACAAAGGUGUUGAUGAUCUGACAAAAGACAACAUCAUUAGUGUGUGGCAAGCUACUCAUAUGUUGCAUAUACCAUUUCUUAUAGAAGAAUGUGAAAGAUUUGUAGUGGAAAAUAUGUCCCAAGAUAAUUUUGUUACAUUUUAUGAAAUUGCAACGCUUUUGAACUCAAAAAGUGUGAUUUCUUUAGCAACAGACUUCAUAAAAAAACAUUAUGAGCAAUUUAUUGAAACCGAUACCUUUCUUGAAUUAAAGCACUCUGUAUUACUUUAUUUGAUUGAUGAUGAUUGUCUUAAUGUGUUGUCUGAAGAUGUUGUUUUAGAUUCCAUCAUUAAUUGGGUCUCGUAUAUAAAUUACAAGAGCUACCAAACAAAAGACUCAGGUAAAGAUAAUUUAGUGACAUCAUCAUCUGAUUUUGCAAGCAAGGAGAAUACUGAGUGUGAUUUAUCUAUAUACAAUCAGCUGGAUAAAACUGCUAACUCCAAAUUAGACUCAAACAAGGAAAUGAUGGACAGAAAGCAGUAUCUUGUUGGAUUGUUGACAAUGGCCAGACCAUUUUUAGCCAGUCGAAGCUACCUCGAAAACCUUUUAAUAAAUCCAUUGAUAAGGGAGAAUGAGAAAGCUCUUAAGAUUGUGUACGAAGCUUUGUUGUACCAAUGGACAUCUGUUUCUUAUUCCCGUAACUUAGUGAUCCCACAUAGAAAAUGCAGCGGUAAACGAAAUGUCAUGGCAUAUAUUCACAAAAACAAACUGAACUUGCUUGAUGUAGAAAGUUUAAGAACAUUUGAGCUUGAUUUGGGUUUAGUGUUAGGUACUUGUUGGGAUAAUGCUUCAAAAGAUGGUCACAGAAGCAAGGUGCUAGCAUCAAUUGAGUCCUCACUUUGUUUUGUGUAUUCAAACACUGGUAAAGUCAAUUGUGAAUUCAGUAAAAGAAAUCAUCUUUGCUGUUAUAAAAAUGUUGCAAUUAUUGAUGAAAAUAAGAAGGUAUCCACACUUAAGACAUUUUGUGGAGAGUCUCCACUUGAAAUAGUAUCAGUAAAUAGAGAUUUUAUUGCUGUUGGUGAUUGUACAUUUAAAACAGUAAUGGAAGAUGGUGCUUUUAGCUGUGUUGACUUUAAGUUCUCAUUACCUGUAAGUUCAGUAUGUGUUUUUCAAGAUUACAUUUUGAUAUUUUAUAACAAAAAUGGUACUUCAAAAGUACAAUGUUGCAAUAUGUCUACAAAGUCUUCUCAGGAAAUCGACUUUGACAGCCAAGUAAACACAAUUAUAACAAUUCAAAAAGGAAGGCAAGUGUAUAUUCUUUUACAAAGUGGUACUUUGAAAGAGGUAGAAAUUGCUAAAAACAGUACAAUUAGUUUUAAGCUUGUUACUCAACUUUGGACCAGUUUAAAUCAGAUCUUACUUGGAGCAGUAUGUUACAAAGAUGAGUUAUUGCUGUUUUGUUCUAAAUACUCAUUUUUGCGCCUUAGUUUGUUAAAAUCUGUACCUGGGAUUUUUGAGUCCAUAAGAGUUAUUGAAGUAGACAGCGACUCAAACAUAGUUCCAUUAGUGGUCUCAGAAUCUUGGUGCUCAAAACUAAUAUAAUCCCAAGUUUGAUGCUAGUUUUUUGUUAUUGUUUUUUAAGGUUAUUAUUGUUAAUUUGAAACUGUUUUAACUAGAGGAUACAAUCUCUUGAUAUGCAUACCCUGAGUUGUCAUUAAACAAAGUUUGUAAGUUUAGGCAAACUUUGUUAACUAGUAACUUUAAACAAGCGCUCAAAUAAGAAGAAAGUUAAAGAAUGUUGCUUAUGUUCCCAGAGAUAUUUGUCUUGUUAAAGUUAAAUAUUUGUACCAUGAAGAGAUGCAAAUCAGCAUUACGGGUUAUUGUGUCAGUAAUUAUAUUAUAAUGUGCAUCCUUUUUAUGUUUUUGCUUAUUGAUGUCACUGAAUUAUUAUUGAAUAUAUAGGUUUUUAAAUAAGAUUUACAUUAUGGUAGUCUAGUCUUGUUAGAAAACAAAUAUUGCUUACUUUUUUUAACAUAAACUUGUAAUGUAGGCUACAUGUGGUUUACAGUUAAAAUACCAAAAAAUGCAAUUACUGAUUUUACUUAGCUCUACUGCUUGCCAAAAAUGAAACUAAUAGACAGAUGUACUAAUACUUUUUGAACUGUUCCAUUUCAUCAAUAAAAUGUUAAAUAUUUGUUAUUAUUUGGAAAAAAGAUUGUGAUCAACACUGAUUGUUAAAACAUUUUUUAUUGUUGAUUUUUUUGUUUUGUU
Messenger RNA from Physella acuta, 2756 nucleotides. RefSeq lists its product as uncharacterized. Lineage: Eukaryota; Metazoa; Mollusca; Gastropoda; Physidae. Gene Ontology annotation, molecular function: protein binding. The record is from RefSeq and is a predicted model, not a curated record.